CCCACCCCCCCCCCCCAAGCUGUGCUUGAGAUCUCUCGCUCUUCUCUCGCUUUUGUGCUCGCCCUCGUUCGUUCGUAAUUAGACGUUACUAGGUGUCCGUUGAAUAACAUCACGGGACCUUCCGUUUCGUCGCUCCCGGCCUCCUUCCUCUUACGCUCGCUUCCAGAACCCCCUACGCACCCCUCGACUACCGUAAUGGCUUCGCCUACUCCCCCAGCAAACGAUACUCCCACCGGCCGCUUGUCUCUCGACAGCAAGGGCGAAUCUCCCUUUGUUGAGCGCAGCAACCCCAUGGGCUCUGGCAACGCUCAAACCGUCAGCUCCAAGGACCCCAAGGCCGUCGCUCAGGCUGCCACCGAUAUGAAGAACGUUGUUCGCCGCAAGUUGACCGGCUACGUUGGUUUCGCCAACUUGCCCAACCAAUGGCACCGUAAGAGUGUCCGUAAAGGAUUCAACUUUAACGUGAUGGUUGUCGGUGAAUCUGGUCUCGGAAAGUCGACUCUCGUCAACACAUUGUUCAACACCUCUCUCUACCCCCCCAAGGAGCGCGCUGCCCCUAGCCACGACAUCAUCCCCAAGACUGUGGCCAUCCAGUCCAUCAGCGCCGAUAUCGAGGAGAACGGUGUCCGUCUUCGUCUGACCGUUGUCGACACCCCCGGAUUUGGUGACUUUGUGAACAACGAUGACUCGUGGCGCCCGAUUGUCGAGAACAUUGAGCAGAGAUACGACGCUUACCUCGAGGCCGAGAACAAGGUCAACCGGACCAACAUCAUCGACAACCGUAUCCACUCUUGCGUCUACUUCAUCCAGCCUACGGGCCACUCCCUGAAGCCUCUGGACAUUGAGGUCAUGCGCCGGUUGCACACCAAGGUCAACCUGAUUCCUGUCAUUGCCAAGGCCGACACUCUUACGGACGAGGAGAUUGCUUUGUUCAAGCAGAGAAUCCUCGCCGAUAUCCAGCACCACUCGAUCCAGAUCUUCGAGGGCCCCCGCUACGAACUCGACGACGAAGAGACCAUCGCUGAGAACCAGGAGAUCAUGUCCAAGGUCCCCUUUGCCGUUGUUGGUGCCAACUCGGAAGUCACAAGCGCCGACGGUCGUCAGGUUCGUGGCCGUAGCUACCCCUGGGGUACCAUUGAGGUCGACAACGAGGAGCACUGCGACUUUGUCAAGCUCCGCCAGAUGUUGAUCCGUACCCACAUGGAAGAGCUCAAGGAGCACACCAACAACAGCCUCUACGAGAACUACCGCUCCGAUAAGCUGACCCAGAUGGGUGUUGCCCAGGACCCGAGCGUCUUCAAGGAGGUCAACCCCGCCGUCAAGCAGGAGGAGGAGCGGGCUCUCCACGAGCAGAAGCUUGCCAAGAUGGAAACCGAAAUGAAGAUGGUCUUCCAGCAGAAGGUGGCAGAGAAGGAAAGCAAGUUGAAACAGAGCGAAGACGAACUGUAUGCCCGACAUCGCGAGAUGAAGGACCAAUUGGAUCGUCAACGCGGCGAACUAGACGAAAAGAAGGGUCGUCUGGAAAGCGGACGGCCGAUCGAAGAGAAAGGAAAGAGAAAGGGGUUCUCACUCCGUUAAUCGAUAGCUCACUGCCAACGUGGACGACCUCUUUUGCACCGACCGACCAAGCGCGCUCCUUUAUAUUUUCUCUCGAAUAUUCUCGACCACACACUCUUUUUGAUUCUCCUUUUCCAUUUUUGUGUUUUGUAUUGUUCAUCACUCAUACGCUCCCUCGAAGUCUCUUUUAUUUUCUCUCACC
Molecule: messenger RNA, 1759 nt
Organism: Aspergillus glaucus CBS 516.65
Lineage: Eukaryota; Fungi; Ascomycota; Eurotiomycetes; Eurotiales; Aspergillaceae
Gene: aspB
Product: septin AspB
Exons: 5
Coding region: 196-1578 (460 amino acids)
Biological process (GO): cytoskeleton-dependent cytokinesis
Cellular component (GO): cytosol; septin complex; cell division site
Molecular function (GO): GTP binding; molecular adaptor activity; GTPase activity
Source: RefSeq, a predicted model, not a curated record